AUGAUAAGACAUUUACUGGACAACGUUGUGCACCGUGGGAUGCCGCACCAUUCUUCAACUGAAAUGUGGGAGCACACGCACAAGGGCACGGUUAAGGGUCCAGUAAGAGGGAGCAACUGGAGCGACAUUCCACGACGAAUUGUGGAGGAGGAGGUGCAGCGAGAGGUGUACCGUGAAGUGGCUGCAGACGCAGGGGGUGGGCGACAGUACGCGUCCGCCUUGCGCGAGGCAAUCAAGACGAGGAAACCGGUGCUUACGAAGAAGUAUCGGAUCAUGCGAAUAGGCGGAGUGUCGGAUCCGGUGUACGAUGAGUACACCGCCGCGCUUGGAGACGAGAUGAAGGGGAUGGCCGAUGAGUUUAAGGCGUUGGGUCUGGCUACCAACAACAUGCAGGUCCACACGGCGGUGGCCAUUCCGCGCACAAGAGGCGGAGAGCUGGUGGCCAAAGGGUCAUUUGUGAAGGCGUCUCCCCGAGAGAGGUGGUAUUCGGACGUGGCACUGCUGAACAACAAGAAGGGGGACUGGUAUGCAAGAUGUAUGUGCAUCUUCAGGGCGGUUGACCGUGAUGGCGAGUGGAAGGGGUACGCAUAUGUGAGGUACUACGAGAAGGCGGGAAGCUGCAAGCUCACAGGGUGCACGCAGCUGCACAAGAAAGUGGAGAAGGUGAGGUACUCGGUGGUGGAGCUGGGCAGCCUGCAGAGAGUUGUGCACGUGUGCCCUUCGUACAGCAACAAUAAGGUGCAAUUAGUGAACAGGUUUUUUCUAUGUGAGUGA
Molecule: messenger RNA, 774 nt
Organism: Closterium sp. Yama58-4
Lineage: Eukaryota; Viridiplantae; Streptophyta; Zygnematophyceae; Desmidiales; Closteriaceae
Source: the annotation of a GenBank genome assembly